Dictyostelium discoideum AX4 is the source of this 558-nucleotide messenger RNA. Its product is annotated as pmp22 family protein. Gene Ontology annotation, cellular component: cytoplasm; membrane. NCBI's taxonomy places the organism in Eukaryota, Evosea, Eumycetozoa, Dictyosteliales, Dictyosteliaceae. The record is from RefSeq and is a predicted model, not a curated record. The transcript has 3 exons. Bases 1 to 558 code for a protein of 185 amino acids.
AUGAGUCGAUUACUAGUAGGUUUAAAAUUAGCUCAAUCACAUUAUCUUUCACAACUACAUAAAUAUCCAGUGGCUACAAAGGCGGUAACUUCAGGUUUUUUAUAUUUAAUAUCAGAUUCAUUAGUACAAGGUAUUGAACUAAGUAGAGACAAAGAUAAAAAAUAUGAUUUCAAAAGGUCAAUGAGAAUGGCAGUGUUUGGAUUCGCUGUUACAGGUCCACUAUUUCAUUAUUGGUUUAAAUAUUUAGAUAAACAUUUUCCUAAAAAAUCAUAUAGACAUGCUUUUAUAAAAUUGACAAUUGAUCAAGUGGUUUGUUCACCAGUUUUUAAUUUUUUAUUCUUUUCAGGUAUGGGUAUUUUAGAAGGUAAAUCAAAGGAUGAUAUCGUAGAAAAACUUAAAAAGGAUUGGUUGACAACAUAUGUUUCAGAUUGUGUGGUUUGGCCAUUCAUCAAUUUCGUAAAUUUCGCUUAUAUAAGUAGCAUACACAGAGUUACUUUUAUGAAUGUUUGUAAUAUAGGGUGGGGUGCAUUUUUAGCAAAAAUGAAUAGCAGUCAUUAA